AUGGUAAAAGGAUAUUAAUAUCUUUAUUCAUAAAAAAUUGUACAUAGAGAUCUUAAACCAGAAAAUUUAAUGCUUCAUAAUGGAAAAGUUAAGAUAGGAGAUUUUGGAUUCGGAAGAUUUGUUGAAGGGGAAAUGGAUAUAUAAUAGAGAAUGUCAAUAAAAUGUACUCCAAUUUAUGCUUCACCUUAACUUUUAAAUAAAACUAAUUAUUCCUCUAAAUGCGAUAUAUGGAGUGCCGGGUGUAUUUUUUAUAAAAUGCUAUAUGGAUAAUAUCCUUUUGUUGCAAAAGAUUUAAAUUCUUUAAUUAAUUCUAUUAAAAAAAAAGUAGUAAAUGAGGAAUUUUAGUUUCCAGAAAUACCUUUUGUAAGUGAUGAUGUAAAAUAAUUAAUUCGAAAAAUGCUUAAAUAUGAGGAAGCUGAUAGAAUAUCAUGGGAUGAGAUAUUUAAACACCCUUUGAUGUAAAAAUAAUAUAAUAUUUUAGAAAAUAACGAAGAAAAAUUAGAAGAUAGUGAUAGGAAUAAUGCAGUUUUUUAAAGUAUAAUUUAAAACAGAGACUAAGUAAAGGAUAAUGUAGUUACUGAUUAUGCAAAUAAUUUCAAAAGAUUUGCUAAUUAAGCUAUUUAAUAAGAUUUUGAAAAAAAAUACAAUAUAGUAUAAUAAUAGGAUGUUAAAUAAAUAUAAGUUCCUAAAUAAGAAGAAGAAAAAAAGAAUUAGAAAAUAAUAAUUUAUAAACAAUUAAUACUUAAUUUAAUAUUCCAUUAAAAAAAAUACUUUAAUAAUAAUAAGAAAAAAAUAAUAAUAAUACAGGAAAUUAUUUAAAUUUAGACUUGA
This is a messenger RNA of Ichthyophthirius multifiliis, 831 nucleotides long. RefSeq names its product protein kinase domain protein. The transcript is spliced from 2 exons. Gene Ontology annotation, biological process: protein autophosphorylation; peptidyl-serine phosphorylation; autophagy. Lineage: Eukaryota; Ciliophora; Oligohymenophorea; Hymenostomatida. Gene Ontology annotation, molecular function: ATP binding; protein serine/threonine kinase activity. Gene Ontology annotation, cellular component: autophagosome; cytoplasm. The record is from RefSeq and is a predicted model, not a curated record.